GCGGGGCGGCCGCCGAGCCCCUCGCGGCGGGAAGUGGAGCCGCAGUGGCGCAGCCGGGCGCAUCGGGAGGCGGAUCCGAUGCGGCACAGUCCCUCGCGGCGGGACGCGGAGCCGCCGUGGCGCAGUCCAUCGCGGCAGGACACGGGGCCGCCGCUGCGCAGCCGAUCGCGGCGCGGGGCGGAGCCGCCCUGGUACAGCCCAUCGCGGGGGGGGGCGGAGCGACGCAGGCGCAGCCCGUCGCUGCGGGAGGCGGAGCCGCCGUGGUACAGCUCAACUCCUCAGCGGGAGGCGCAGCGGCCGCGGCGCAGCCGGUCGCGGCGAGGAGCAACGCCGCUGCGGCGCAGCCGAUCGCCGCGGGAGAUGGAGCCGCCGUGGUACUGCCCGUCGGGGCGGGAGGCGGAGCCGCCGCGGCGGGGCAGCCCGCCGCGGAGGGGGGCGGCGCGCAGGACGCCGCCGCCGCACCGCGCGCGGCGGAGCAGGUCGAGGGCCCGGGACAGGAUCGGCCCGCGGCGAGGCCCGCGAAGCGGGCGCCCAAGGGCAGGGGCGACCGGGACGAGCCCGGCGGAGCUGCGCGGGAGGCGCUGCCGCCACCGCCGCCGCCGCCGCCGCGGCCAGCGGCG
Prorocentrum cordatum is the source of this 620-nucleotide messenger RNA. The record is from the annotation of a GenBank genome assembly. NCBI's taxonomy places the organism in Eukaryota, Dinophyceae, Prorocentrales, Prorocentraceae.